CGGAGCCCUCUAGCCUAGCCUGCAUAGCAACUUAGCGGCGUUGGCAUCGAUCGUGGGCGGUUUGACCUGAAUGCAGUUGCCCUCAUCACAUCCUUGGACAGUGACACUGAGCAGAACAGCUGCAGUAACCUUGACAAUUUUAUAAGUUCAUUUUGAAACAGGUGUGGUUUAUAGUUGAAACCUGCCUGAGAACUCUGUGUGAAGUUGCUCAAUACACGGGUCCGUUAGUGCACCACCUGCCUACACGAUAACUGAUCUACAGAAUACAUGUACACGUACCUGUACAUGUACACUGACGUAUAGGCUUCUUACGGUGACCGUGUGCUUCUGAGGUGGUGUCGACCGACAAGUAAUGAGUGUUCAUACAUUGGGGUGCCGCACAAGAUGAACCGAGGCCCGAGUUGAUUGCUCGAAGUAUUAGCAAGCCAUGGCCACCGUGAAAUCUACAGCCCAGCUCGAGGAAGAGAUCUUUGGAAGGUGGAAAAAUGUGAAGACGGAGGGCAUUAAGCAACUGCGAGAGUUGUUCAGUCUCGACGAGAGCAUGGUCCCCGACCAGCCUUGGGGAGUGACCGAAAUCAGCAAGGAAGCUGACGGCAUCUACGCCAUCGAGUCCAGCUCCGAGUGGGGCACCAACCGGAUGCGCGUGGAGCUGGGCAGGCCGCACAGGGACACUGUGAUGGGCCGCGAGAUGGACUUAGUGGUCAUCUGGGAAGGACCCCGGCUGACCACCAAGAUUGUCGGCACCAACGAUAACAUGUUGACCCGGGAGGUGGUGGACGGCAAGCUGGUUAGUGUGGUGCAUAUCAACGACAUUGUCGUCACCACUGUGGCCGAGAAAUGUUGAUCGACCGUGUAGCUGUCAACGGUCGUUCAGCCAGCCGUCCUGCAUACUUUUGUUCUGUUGCAAGGAUUUCAAAUUGUCUACCGUUGUGAUUUUUGACAGAAUAAUAUAAUUUGCCAGACACCAUCUAUCCGUAAUGCUGCCAUGAAGUAAAGCCACUAGAAAAUUGAACAAACUACAGGUGGCGCCUUGAAGCAAGGCUGCUAACUAGAGAGAGUUAUGACGUUGACAGGGGUGGGAAUGAAAGAGGGUGGAGAAAGGUCAAAGUCGGUUCUGGUUUGAUUAUUUCUAAGGAAACUCAAAGGGCAAUGCCGUUAAAUUUCAACCCUGUUCCCCCGUCUUUCUGCUCCUGAAACAUCGGUAUUUUGUAUUUCAGUUGGGGUACAGGGCAUAUAAUGGAAAGUGGGAAGUUAACAUGCUGUAUUUUAACAACCCACCACUGUCGUGGCAGAAAUCAAAGACAGGUCUCCUUUUUUUCUGAUUAUAUUCUGGUAUUUUAAGGAUGGCUUCUCCGGCUUGGACUGCAGGUGGACUAGAGGAGGGGAAUGCACUGAACUGUAAUGCAAAUAUCGCAGACAGAUCCAGACUGAUGAGCUCAGCAUCACAGAUAAUUGCAAACUGAUGCAGAUAUUGCCGGGGGGUCUUGAAAUGAUGGGGAUUCUAUGGAGCUAAGGUCUGAUCUAUCAUACAGCCUUCUAGAAAGAUUGCAUUUGGGGAUAAAAUUUCUGAAGAUCUUUUCAAAACGCACAACUCUUUUGUGUGAAAUUUUAUUAAAUGCAAUAGAGAACAAAUUUACUUGAA
Acanthaster planci (crown-of-thorns starfish) is the source of this 1642-nucleotide messenger RNA. RefSeq lists its product as uncharacterized. NCBI's taxonomy places the organism in Eukaryota, Metazoa, Echinodermata, Asteroidea, Valvatida, Acanthasteridae. The record is from RefSeq and is a predicted model, not a curated record.